Messenger RNA from Lotus japonicus, 1311 nucleotides. RefSeq names its product GDSL esterase/lipase At5g03610-like. Lineage: Eukaryota; Viridiplantae; Streptophyta; Magnoliopsida; Fabales; Fabaceae. The coding region runs from base 142 to 1188 and encodes 348 amino acids. The transcript has 4 exons. Gene Ontology annotation, molecular function: hydrolase activity, acting on ester bonds. The record is from RefSeq and is a predicted model, not a curated record.
CUGUACUUCUCUAACCCUUCAACGAGCUCAUCAUACUUCGGAAUCUCUUAAUAAUGUUGUACUGUUCUCUUACCCUCAUUCAGUUUUCUUCUCCUCUGUCCUUUUAAUUUCAAUUGGAAACACUUGCACGUUCAGCCUUUCAUGAUGAACUCACACAAGGAACUGUUUUCCCACUUACGCAGCCUCUUCCUACCAUUUCUGCUUCUCUUGGGACAAAUUGGGCUGAAAGUUGAGGCUCGCCUGCUAUGUCAUUCCUCAGAAAAACUGUUCGUUUUCGGAGACUCGUAUGUUGAUACCGGCAACACAAAUAAAGAGUAUCCUGGUUCAUGGAAAGACCCUUACGGCAUGACUUAUCCUGGAAAACCUUCUGGAAGAUUUUCUGACGGUAGAGUUCUAACUGACUACAUCGCUGACUAUUUGGGACUGAAAUCGCCAAUAGCUUACCAAUUGAGGAAUGAGGUGCCAUCUUACUACUUAAAGUAUGGGAUGAACUUUGCUUGUGGUGGCACAGGUCUAUUUGCUGGAAACCCAAAUAUGACAACGCAGAUUGAUUUCUUCGAGCAGCUCAUUGAAGAAAAUGUGUACAAUGCCUCAGAUCUCAAUAAUUCUUUAGCUCUUCUCUCUGCUUUGGGGAAUGACUACUUUGAUUACUUGAAACAUGGCUCUAUUUGGGGUUUCAAAUCUUUCGUUGACUCAUUGGUUAAUCAAAUGACCACCAAUUUGAUUCGCAUCCAAAAGUUAGGAGUGAAGAAAAUUGUGGUGACUAGUCUACCACCCUUUGGUUGCAUUCCUGCAAUAUCAGGCUUCAACCCAUUGAAGCGUUGCUUGAACAUCAUUAACAUCAUCCCAAUAGCCCACAACAAAUUGUUGAAUCAAUCUAUUACCAAGUUGAACCAAGAAACCAUUGACGGAGCAACCUUUGUAUUUCUUGACCUUUAUGACAGUUUUAUGUCAGUGAUUAACGAUCCAUCCACUAAUAACAUCACUGAGUAUUACACAGCUUGUUGUCUCGGGGUAAGUUCGAAAUAUGUAUGUGGGAGCGUGGACGAGAACAACGAGAAGCAAUAUAAGGUUUGUGAAAAUCCAGAAUCAACCAUGUUUUGGGAUCCGAUUCAUCCAACCCAAGCAGGUUGGCAUGCAGUGUAUAACAACUUGCAGAUGGAUGAUCUUGGUCAACUUCAAUGCUAGAGAAUUAAGCAUAUUGUUUGAAAUAAUUAAAAAAUAAAUAGUUGUGUGAGUUAUUAAGUUGAAGUAUUGUAAGUAUGUAUUAUGUCUUUUUAAAUGAAAAAUCUUAAGGACUUUUCCCAGAAA